Messenger RNA from Tribolium castaneum (red flour beetle), 1590 nucleotides. RefSeq names its product Succinyl-coenzyme A synthetase beta subunit, GDP-forming (gene ScsbetaG). The transcript is spliced from 4 exons. Gene Ontology annotation, cellular component: succinate-CoA ligase complex; mitochondrion. The record is from RefSeq and is a predicted model, not a curated record. Gene Ontology annotation, biological process: tricarboxylic acid cycle; succinyl-CoA metabolic process. Bases 211 to 1455 code for a protein of 414 amino acids. Gene Ontology annotation, molecular function: succinate-CoA ligase (GDP-forming) activity; ATP binding. Lineage: Eukaryota; Metazoa; Arthropoda; Insecta; Coleoptera; Tenebrionidae.
AUAAAAUAACUUAAGGAGUGUGUUUUGCUUAAUUAUCCCACAAAUUGGCCGAAAGUUGCGUCACUGAGCAAUUUCUCGCUCCGUCUUUUUUUAUGGACAAUUAUUUCAGAUAAAACAUUCAGACAUUUGGACUUUGUGCAUUCGUGCUGUUCCCCAAUUAGAUAAAUACCAGUGAUAAGUGUGCAGUGCCUUUAUUGCGAAAACCAAACAAUGUCUUCCCUCUGGAACUCUCUUUUAAAAGUCCCGACUCAGAUAAAACAAUUCUCCGUUCCGGUGCGUUAUUUGAACCUGUUGGAGUACCAAAGCAAGCACCUUUUGCGCAAAAAUGGGGUGGCUGUGCAAGACUUUUGCAUGGUUGAUGAUAAGGGAUGCUCCGAGUUCGAUAAAUUUAAUGUGAAAGAAUACGUAAUAAAGGCACAAAUUCUGGCGGGUGGUCGCGGCAAAGGCCACUUUACCAAUGGUUUUAAAGGCGGGGUUCAUGUCACUGAGAAACGCAAUGAAGUCGACGAUAUCGUCAAAAAAAUGCUCGGCCACAGGCUUAUCACGAAGCAGACGCCCAAGGACGGCAUCGAGGUGAAAAAAAUCAUGAUUGCCGAAAGUGUGAACAUUCAGAGGGAGACCUACGUUUGCAUUUUAAUGGACAGGCAGAAGAACGGGCCUGUCUUAAUUGCGUCCCCCGCAGGCGGCGUGGACAUCGAAGCCGUGGCUGAGAAGACGCCCCAUUUGAUCAAAAACAUCCCCAUUGAUAUUCACAAGGGGGUGACCGAUAGUAUGGCCAAUGAGGUGGCCGAGUUCCUGGAGUUCAAGGGGCCCCUCAAGGGUUUGGCCGCAGCCGAGCUGAAAAAACUGUGGCAGUUCUUCCUCGCCGUCGAUGCCACUCAGCUCGAAAUCAACCCUUUGGUCGAAACGGACAACAAUAAAGUGAUCGCAGUGGAUGCGAAAAUCAAUUUCGACGACAACGCGCAGUUCCGCCAAAAGGACAUCUUCGCGUUGGAGGACGUCACCGAGAGCGACCCCCGCGAGGUCGAAGCGGCGAAAUACAACCUGAACUACAUCGGGAUGACAGGAAACAUCGGCUGUUUGGUCAACGGCGCCGGUUUGGCCAUGGCCACCAUGGACAUCAUCAAGCUGCAUGGGGGCGACCCCGCCAACUUCCUCGACGUCGGGGGCAGCGUCCGCGAGGAGCAGGUCAAAGCCGCGUUCAAUAUUCUCACGUCUGAUAAGAACGUUAAAUGUAUUUUGGUCAACGUUUUCGGCGGGAUCGUGAAUUGCGCGACGAUUGCCAAUGGAAUCGUGGGUGCAAUGAAGGCGAUGAAGCUUGAAGUGCCUUUGAUUGUCAGACUGGAAGGCACGAAUGCGGCGGAGGCCCGGAGAAUUAUCAAGGAUUCAGGCAUGAAUAUCCAAACAGCUGAAAAUCUCGACGAUGCCGCCAAAAAAGCGGUGCAGAAUGCCUAACGUGUUUUUGUUGAUAAAGUGUUAAUUUGUUGAUAUUGCUCAUUAGUCAACAGCACAAAAAACUGUUCAAAUGACCAAUGUUUUCAUUACUUCGUUUUGAUAUUGUAUUUUCGGUUAAUAAAAAUUUCUCAUAUA